GUUAAAAAAUAUUCGAUUAUGUCGGAGUUCAUUACGCGACGGUUUCUUUGGAGUUUGCUGCUUCUCUGUGCCGAUUGGCCGACUUUCACGCACGCCGCCUGCAAUACCUGCUCUGCUGAAACUAAUCUGGCUUGCGUCUCCAACAGCCAAUUUAAGGUGUGCGACAAUGGCUCACCAAUUGCGAAUGCGCUAGAUUGCCCCACAGAAUAUGUUUGCUCCACAGCUACCACGAGCAUUUGCCAGCCCAGUGGAGGCGUCGGUGUGGUAGCUGAUUGUGCCGAUUGUAACACCUGCGAUGCUACCAAUACCUUUGCCUGCACUGGCGUCGGUACAUACGCCUUGUGCCUGGGCACAACAACAGUCAGUAACUUGACCGGCUCCUGUGAGCCAGAUCACAUUUGCAGCACUGAUUAUGAAUACAUCUGUGGUAGUGCCACAUUAGGG
Messenger RNA from Rhagoletis zephyria (snowberry fruit fly), 444 nucleotides. RefSeq lists its product as uncharacterized. Lineage: Eukaryota; Metazoa; Arthropoda; Insecta; Diptera; Tephritidae. The record is from RefSeq and is a predicted model, not a curated record.